This is a messenger RNA of Pollicipes pollicipes, 3942 nucleotides long. Its product is annotated as AP-3 complex subunit delta-1. The record is from RefSeq and is a predicted model, not a curated record. NCBI's taxonomy places the organism in Eukaryota, Metazoa, Arthropoda, Thecostraca, Pollicipedomorpha, Pollicipedidae. Gene Ontology annotation, cellular component: presynaptic endosome; AP-3 adaptor complex; terminal bouton. Bases 208 to 3876 code for a protein of 1222 amino acids. Gene Ontology annotation, biological process: synaptic vesicle membrane organization; synaptic vesicle budding from endosome; protein targeting to vacuole. The transcript has 25 exons.
CUGGGACGGCGAUUUUCGUACCGUAUGUGGGUUAAUUUCUGUGAGACACUGCUCUGUUAUUUUUACUUUUUGAUUCGGGGAAGAUUAUUACUUCCACCUUGAUAGCGUUUGUUUAGCAGGUGGCCGUUCGGCGCCUGCCCGCCUGAUCUGACCUGGCCUGGCCCGACCUGACCUGACCUGACUCGACGGCUCGGCUCGCCCCUCAUCAUGGACGUGGCGCUGCGCAACAUCCGGGGGAAUAUCGAGCGGCUCUUCGACAAGAACCUCACCGACCUGGUACGCGGUAUCCGCAACAACAAGGACAACGAGGCCAAGUACAUUGCGCAAUGCAUCGAGGAGAUCAAGCAAGAGCUGCGGCAGGACAACAUCGCCGUCAAGGUCAACGCCGUCCAGAAGCUGACCUACAUCCAGAUGCUGGGCUACGACAUCAGCUGGGCGAGCUUUAACAUCGUGGAGGUGAUGAGCUCGCCCAAGUUCACCUAUAAGCGCAUCGGCUACCUGGCCGCCUCGCAGUCGUUCCACCCGGACACGGAGGUGCUGAUGCUCACCACCAACAUGAUCCGUAAGGACCUGAACAGCCAGACCCAGUACGACUCGGCCGUGGCGCUCACCAGCCUCUCGUGCUUCAUCUCCACCGACCUGGCGCGCGACCUCGCCAACGACGUCAUGACCCUGCUCUCUUCCACCAAACCGUACCUGCGGAAGAAGGCGGUGCUGCUCAUGUACAAGAUUUUCCUCAAGUUCCCCGAGGCGCUGCGUCCCGCGUUCCCCCGGCUCAAGGACAAGCUGGAUGACCCGGACCCGGGUGUCCAGAGCGCGGCCGUCAACGUCAUCUGUGAGCUGGCCAGAAAGAACCCGCAGAACUACCUGGGCCUGGCUCCCGUGUUCUUCAAGCUGAUGACGUCAUCCACCAACAACUGGAUGCUUAUCAAGAUCAUUAAGCUGUUCGGCGCGCUGACGACGCUGGAGCCGCGGCUGGGCAAGAAGCUGAUUGAGCCGCUCACCAACCUCAUCCACAGCACGUCGGCCAUGUCGCUGCUGUACGAGUGCAUCAACACCGUGAUCGCAGUGCUCAUCUCCAUCUCGUCCGGCAUGCCCAGCCACAACGCCUCGAUCCAGCUGUGCGUGCAGAAGCUGCGCAUCCUGAUCGAGGACUCGGACCAGAACCUGAAGUACCUGGGCCUGCUGGCCAUGGGCAAGAUCCUGCAGAGUCACCCCAAGUCAGUAACGGUGCACAAGGACCUGAUCAUGCAGUGCCUGGACGACAAGGACGAGUCGAUCCGACUGCGCGCGCUCGACCUCCUCUACGGCAUGGUGUCCAAGAAGAACCUGAUGGAGAUCGUGAAGAAGCUGAUGGUGCACAUGGAUCGCGCCGAGGGCACCACGUACCGCGAUGAGCUGCUCUCCAAGCUUGUCUUCAUCUGCAGUCAGAACAACUACCAGUUUGUCACCAACUUCGAGUGGUACCUGAGCGUGCUGGUGGAGCUGACCCGGAUCGAGGGCUCGCAGCACGGCCCGCUGGUGGCGGCGCAGAUGAUGGACGUCACCGUGCGCGUGCAGGCCAUCCGACACUUCGCCGUGGCCCAGAUGGCGCUGCUGCUGGAGAACGCGCACGUGCUGGCCACCGCCGCGCACCGCAACACCAUGCUGGAGGUGCUGUACGCGGCCGCCUGGAUCUGCGGAGAGUUCUCCGAGUACCUGCCCAACAUCCGCUCCACGGUCGAGUCGAUGCUGCGCACGCGCCCGGCCAGCCUGCCGCCCCACAUCCUGGCCGUGUACGUGCAGAACGUGCUGAAGCUGUACGGUCGCAUGCUGGGCCGCGCCGAACAGAGCGAGCAGCCGGAGGACGUGGACGGCGCCAUGGUGGAGGUCAACCAGGUGGCUGAGCUGAUCGUGGAGACGCUGCCGGCGUUCGCGUCGUCGGCGGACCUGGAGGUGCAGGAGCGCGCCACCUCGGCGCUGCAGCUGAUGAAGACGGUACAGAAGCUGCAGCAGCGCGGCGAACGGCUCGGUCAGGAGCUGCAGGAGCUCUUCAGCGGAGAGCUGAACCCGGUGGCGCCCAAGGCGCAGCGUAAGGUGCCGGUGCCGGAGGGCCUGCGGCUGGACGAGUGGAUCAACGAGCCGUCGGACGAGUCCGGCGACGAGCCGGACGCCGGCGUCGACUACGGUGUCGAGGUGUUCGUGCGGGCCGAGAGCCGAGCGGCCGGGCCGGCGGCGGCCGAGCGGCGCUACCAGCCCACCGCCGAGGAGCUGCAGAAGAGCCGGGAGGCGCGCGUGCACGAGCAGACGCACAACCCGCACUACCUGAAGGGCACCGUCCAGUCGUCCAGCAACAACUACAGCAGCAUGGCCGGCGAGCUGGCUGACACACCCGUCCAGCAGCUGGACCUGGACGUGCCCCUUCGGAUAGGCGGGUUCGCCAAUUCAGACGACUAUCUGAAAAUGCAGAACAGAUCCUACAAAGCCAGUAAAAAGAACAAGAAGAAGCGAUCCAAGAAGAAGCACGGAGCACAGAAGUCGUCCUCGGAGGACGAGGCGCCGCCGGUGGUGCACGAGGUGAGCGUGGGCGGCGAGAUGCCGGAGGGGGCGCGCUCCUCCGAGGACGAGAAGGACGCCCGGCCGGCCGACGAUCCGCACCGCGCGCUCGACAUCAACCUGGACGAGCCGCUGGCUCCAGACGAGGUACUGCCGGUGCGUGCCCACCGGCAGCCGGGCCGCGCGCCGCCCGCCGCGGCCGCGCCGGCCACCACCGAUGCCCGCGACCGCCACAAGAAGAAAAAGAAGAAGGACGACAAGAAGCGCAAGUCCAAGAAGGAGAAGCGCGCGCCGGAGGAGGAGCGGGCCGAGCCGGCGCCGCCGGCCGCUGCCGCCGAGGAGAACGGCAGGAAGCCGGAGGACGACAUUGAGUUUUGGCUGAGCGACAUGCCGGCGACGGCGACGCCGGCGGCUGCCGCCAACCCGGCGGGCACCGCUGGCCCGGCCGACGGCGCGGGGCCGGCCGGCACCGCCGAGCCGGUGCCGCCGCCGAAGGAGAACGGCGAGCCCGUCUCCAACGGCGCCACCAAGCAGAAGAAGCACAAGUCGUCCAAGAAGAGUAAGAAGAAUAAGAAGGAGAAGUCUGGCCGUCUGCUCGGCUACGAGGAGGCCGUGGGCAUAUCGACUCCGAGUCACGAGGUGGUGGCGCCAGGGCUGUCCGACCUGCCCGACUCCCGUCUGCAGCCGCUGGCCGAGAACGACCGACUGAAGCUGCUGUACGAGCCGAGGGCGAGUCCGACGGACGACGACCGAGUGACCGUGGCCGUGCUGGUCACCAACAAGAGCCCCGAGCCGCUGGCCGACAUACAGCUGCAGCUGGCCGCCAGCGACGCCGCCGAGCUGCUGGAGCAGGUGGAGCCGUUCUCGCUGGAGGCGGGCGCCAGCCGGGAGCUGCUGCUGCCGCUCCGCGUGCGCGAGGUCACGGCGCCGCUCAAGCUGGCUGCCAGUGUGACGUCACACACCGAGUCGGGCGGCGACACGCUGUCGUUCAAGCUGCGGCUUCCCUGCACCGCCCUGCUGGUGGGUCAGCUGGACGACAAGCAGCUGUUCUCAGACCUACUGGCCGGCGACCGGCUGACGGCCCGCGCCACCUGCCUCGUCUCCGAGGUCACCGACGACUUCAACCAGGUGCUGCGGCGGGUGGCCUUCUGGGGCCGACACACAGUCGUCGAGCAGAUCGACACGACGGCCAGCCUCUACAGCCGCUCCAUCUGCGGCGACCACGUCUGCGUGCUCGUCAAGCAGCUGGCGGCCGGCCGGCUCGGCAUCGACGGCAAGGGCACCAACCAACAGCUGCUCUCCAACGUGGUGGACGAACUGCGCGCCAUCGUCGCCUCCUAACUGAGCCGUGUGACGUCACACCCCGAGUCCGAUGACGUCACGGGCGUCCGAGGGGCGCCGCGGGGC